AUGGAGGUCCUUCCUCUAUCACAAGUUGGAACAGAGACCUCUCCAACGCCUGGUCCGGGAAUCGAAUUCCCGCCCAGCCCGGCGCCCACUGCCAAACCGUCAAGAGCCCCUAGCGUAAGAAGCAGCCAUGGCUCCGAGCAUUCUGGGUCAUCAGACGACGGCGCCGAUCAGCAGCCGUCUCGGCCGUAUCCCCUGCCUCCCGUACCCCAACCAAUUCAAGUCCUCCCGGAGGACCUCAAGACUCCGGACAACCAUGUUCCCCGAGAUUCGCGGCUGAUUCGGCUGACCGGUGUCCAUCCGUUCAAUGUCGAGGCGCCCCUAAGCGACUUGUACGACGAGGGUUUCCUGACGACGGAAAACCUGCAUUAUGUGCGCAACCACGGGCCCGUCCCUCGGGUGGAGGACGCUGACGUCUUGGACUGGACGUUCACGGUGGAGGGCAUGGUCGAAAUGCCCGUGACUUUGACGCUACGAGACUUGCUCCGGGACUACGAACAGCAGACGUACCCCAUCACGCUGGUCUGCGCGGGAAACCGCAGGAAAGAACAGAACGUGGUCCGUAAGACCAAGGGGUUCUCAUGGGGUGCCGCCGGGCUGUCGACUGCGCUGUGGACGGGAGUACCUCUAGGGGACCUCAUCGCCCGGGCCAUGCCGAAGCGCGGGGCGAGGUAUGUCUGUUUCGAGGGUGCCGAUAAGCUGCCCAACGGAUACUACGGUACUUCCAUCAAGCUGAACUGGGCCAUCGACCCCAACCGCGGCGUGCUCGUCGCGCACAAGAUGAACGGCGAUGCCUUGCAUCCAGACCAUGGCAAGCCCCUGCGGAUCGUCAUCCCCGGGCAGAUUGGAGGGCGGAGUGUGAAGUGGCUGAAGAGAAUCAUCGUCACCUCGGAGCCGAGUGACAACUGGUAUCACAUCUAUGAUAACCGAGUCUUGCCGACAAUGAUCACACCUGAAGCGAGCGCUGACCUCCCCGAGACCUGGGCUGACGAGCGGUAUGCGAUCUACGACCUCAACACGAAUUCAGCACCUUGCUACCCUGCCCAUGACGAGAGGUUAUCUCUGGUAAAUGCCACUGUCGAGACCACAUCCAAGGUUCGCGGUUACGCGUAUGCUGGUGGAGGCAAAAGGGUCACUCGCGUUGAGAUCACGCUUGACAAGGGCAAGAACUGGACACUAGCGGAUAUCAGAUAUCCCGAGGACGACUAUCGGCUCGCCCCAGAAGGAGAGACGCUCUACGGCGGCAAGGUCGAUUUAUCGUGGAGAGAAGCGUGCUUCUGCUGGUGCUUCUGGGAACUCGAUGUCCCCGUAUCCGACCUGCGAGACGCUGGGGACAUCAUGGUCCGCGCCAUGGACGACUCGAUGAUGGUCCAGCCUAGGGACAUGUACUGGAGCGUUUUGGGCAUGAUGAACAACCCCUGGUACAGGAUAGUCAUCCACAACGAAGGGCACAAUCUGCGGUUCGAGCACCCUACCCAGCCGGCGCUUAUACCGGGAGGAUGGAUGGAGCGGGUGAAGAAGGCGGGAGGAAAUCUCUCCAACGGCUUCUGGGGCGAGAAGAUGUCUGGGGAGGAAGAGACCGAGACAGCCGAGGAGCCAGCACGGGAGAUAUGCAUGACCAAGCCCGAGGUCAAGAAAAGCAUUGCUCUGGAGGAGCUGAAGAAGCACGACGGCGAGGACGAGCCAUGGUUCGUGGUCAACGGACAUGUCUAUGACGGCACCAAGUUCCUCGAGGGCCACCCAGGCGGUGCAGCGUCCAUAGUGGGUGCGGCAGGGCAGGACGUGACGGAAGAGUUCAUGGCUAUCCACUCCGAAAAUGCAAAAGCCAUGAUGCCAGACUACCACAUCGGCACACUCGACAAGGAGUCCCUCACGGCCCUCGCCGAGCCAGAGAGCGAGUCAAGCUCCGCGACCCGCCCCGUAUUCCUCCAGCCCAGGGUCUGGUCGAAAGCCAUCCUCACCGCAAAGCGCGCCGUCUCCUCCAACUCGAAGAUCUUCACCUUCAGGCUCGACCACGCCGCCCAGGCCGUCGGCCUGCCCGUCGGCCAGCACCUCAUGCUGCGGCUGCGCGACCCCGUGACGCGGGAGGCCAUCAUCCGCGCCUACACGCCCCUCUCCGACGGCACGACCGCCAGGGGCGCGCUGGACGUCCUCGUCAAGAUAUACCCCAAGACGGCCGACGCGCCGGGCGGCAAGAUGACGCAGGCGCUCGACAGCAUCCCCGUCGGCCACUUUGCCGACUUCAAAGGCCCGGUGGGCAAGUUCGAAUACGUUGGCGGGGGGAGGUGCACCGUCGGCGGCAAGGAGCGGCUGGUGAGGAGGUUCGUCAUGGUCUGUGGCGGGUCGGGCAUCACGCCCAUAUUCCAGGUCCUGCGGGCGGUGAUGAACGACAAGGACGAUUCGACUUCGUGUCUUGUAUUGGAUGGAAACCGAGUUGAAGAGGACAUCUUGUGCAAGGAGGAGCUUGACGAGAUGGCCGCGGCCAACGCCGAGAGGUGCCGGCUCCUCUACUCGCUGUCCAAACCGGGAGAUCAGUGGACUGGUCUCAAGGGCAGAAUGGACAAGGCAUUGUUCGAGAGAGAGGUCGGGAGUCCACGAGAUGGUGCAGCCGAUCUAGUACUGAUUUGUGGACCGCCGGCCAUGGAGAAGAGCGUGCAUGAGAUAUUCCACGAUAUGGGCUGGAGAGACGAGGAUCUCCUGUUCUUCUGA
Molecule: messenger RNA, 2706 nt
Organism: Thyridium curvatum
Lineage: Eukaryota; Fungi; Ascomycota; Sordariomycetes; Thyridiales; Thyridiaceae
Exons: 2
Coding region: 1-2706 (901 amino acids)
Biological process (GO): nitrate assimilation; nitric oxide biosynthetic process
Molecular function (GO): molybdenum ion binding; heme binding; nitrate reductase (NADPH) activity
Source: RefSeq, a predicted model, not a curated record